This is a messenger RNA of Oikopleura dioica, 1911 nucleotides long. Lineage: Eukaryota; Metazoa; Chordata; Appendicularia; Copelata; Oikopleuridae. The record is from the annotation of a GenBank genome assembly.
AUGGAGAAAAGAAUACUCUUCGGCUUCGCUUCCAAGGGAGGCACAGGAGCAGCCAUGGCGGAGGAAGUCUACGCGUUGGCCUCGGAAGCCGUUGAUGAUUCUGUGGACCUUGUUUUGCCGGAUGAACUCAAUAAUCUCGCGGAAAGCGUGAUCAGCGAAACGAUACCGACUCUUCUGGUCGUCAUUGCGUCCUCGACUGGGCAAGGAGAGCUCCCUCCGAAUGGUGCCCAGUUUCUUUCGAAAAUCGAAAAAGUAGAGAAGCUGCAUCAAACUGACUUCUGCAUGCUCUGCCUUGGCGAUUCGAACUACACGACGUUUAUGGACGGACCGCACGGGCUUCUCAAAGCGAUGCUCCGCGCUGGCAUGAGACUUGUCGAUCAGAUUGUCGAAGCUGACGAUUCGAACAACGAUGCUUUUGCGGAUGCCACAGACAAAUUCAUCGAAGGCAUCGAAGGUCUCGUCAGAAAAUGGGUUAACAAUGAGCUCACUCAAAGUGUCGAGCCAGUUUUCCAUCCCCUCUCGAGCACCAGUCAAAAAGCCAAGCAAGCAUCUCAGUACGACGCAGUUAUUGAGCUGAUUCGUAGAAGCGAUCAUGUCGCCGCUUCAACCGCCUUGAAAAUACCGAAAAUGCCAGAACCAGCGUUUGAAAUAGCUACCGACGAUUCUCAGGAAACCUAUUCUCCUCCUAGAAAUUUUUCCGAGAUUCAAAAUGGUGCAGCUUUUGAGCCAGUUUCGUCGCCAAUUUACGAAUGCACGGUACUCAAUGGCAAGCGGCUAACCUCGGUUCAAGCGGAAAAACAAGCCUGGGAAAUCAGCCUUUCUUUGCCAGAGAGCACCCGCUGUGGAAGUGAUAACGGGCGAGAGUUGCAUUGCGGCGAUUGCGUGGCACUAUUCACGCCAAAUGAUCCAAAAGAAGUGGAGCUGGCGAUGAAGGCAUUUGGAGGGACGGACGUUGCUGUCUUCGCAAAAGGGGGAAAGAGACCAAGCUGGUUUCCCGAGCGCGCCAGUCUCAAAAAUCUGCUAGAGUAUCACGUGGAACUCCGCACGCCCGUUUCGAAGACCAUGCUCGGCCAUUUAAUGAAUAGCUGUACUUCUAGCGACGUGAAAAGACGCCUUGGAGAGUUUGUGAGUCGUGAAGGGAAGGAGAUUUACCGCGCAUUGCUCGACAAUCAAGUUACAUUCGUCGACUUGCUAGUGGCCUUUCCCCAGUUGAGCCCAAAACUGUCGAUUCUCGCCUAUCUCAAAAGACUGCAGCGGAGGUGGUACUCGAUCGCCAACUGGAUCGACUACUCUCAAGCUGUCGAUUCAAGAGUGAUAAGAAUCGCUUUCACAGAAGUGUCGCUUCCAAAACCAGGCUUGAUGACGAACCAAUUGGCGCGGAUCAUCGACAAUUUGAAGGAACAUGAGGCUGGUGAUCUCCCUUUUGGUCCCUGUAGAAAUAAAGUGAUUUUGGAAUGCCGAGAUCCGCCCCCAAACAUGUUCCGUUUAGACGAAACGCCAAAUGUGCCGAUUCUGAUGAUCGCGGCUGGAAGCGGAAUUGCACCCUUCAUCGGCUUUUUGGAAAAAAUCGCAAGCAUUGACGGAAAAGAAGCGAGCCUGAUUUUCGGAUGCAGAAAUGAACAUUCGCACAUCUACAAAGAUUCGAUGCAGAAACGACUAGAAGAAGGGACGCUCAAGAAUCUAUGGAUAGCGAUGUCGAGGGAAGGAAAUAAAAAAUAUGUGCAGGAUAUUCUUUUAGACGAGAAGGAUUAUGUGAAAGAACUAUUAGAGAAAAACGGUCUAAUAUACAUUUGCGGCGAUGCCGCUGGAAUGGGAAUCGGCAUUAGAAAUUCACUUGUUGAAAUUCUCGGUGACGCAAAGUACUGGGAAUUGAUGAAGAACAAGACGAUACGAGAAGACUUGUGGAGAUGA